UCGGGAAAAGUGAACAUGUCAGAAAUCUGCCUUUUCAUGCAGUGACACGCACACGCGCGCUAUGAUGCAUGGACGCGUGUAAACCUGUGUACACAAGGAUACGCAGAGGCAAGUCUUUGGCCAGGUACAACACUAAAGACUGAUCUAUUUAAGGCCUUCAGCGGAUUUGACUCAAAGCCUUACAGUGGGAUUGAUAACUCGCAUAGAAAUUUACAUACUUCAAAUUAGUACGAUAAAAAGACAAUCUGUCCAUUUAAGAGUAGUGUUCUUCAUCAUUAGUGAAAGCUUUUGUUAGCCGAGUAAAUUUAAGACGAUAUUGGGAUCCUUCUUUUUCCAUUUUUAUCUGGGAGUCGAAUGGCCUCUGUUGUUACAGUAAAGACAGAGAAGCGUCCUGCCCCGGAUUCUGAGGAUGGCGACACAGUGGCUAUGAAGGCCAGGAAGUUGUUGCCCAGUCUGAAGACCAAGCGUGCCCCUGAGCUGGUGCUGGUGAUUGGCACGGGGGUGAGCUCAGCCGUAGCUCCUCAGGUGCCUGCUUUACGCUCCUGGAAAGGUCUGAUCCAAGCACUGCUGGAUGCUGCCAAUGACUUUGAUUUGCUUGAGGAGGAAGAGAGCCGCCGCUUCCAGAAAAGUCUGCAGGAAGACAAGAACCUGGUGCACGUCGCUCAUGACCUCAUCCAGAAACUUUCACCACGAACGGGAAAUGUGCGCUCCACCUUUUUCAAAGACUGCCUCUACGAGGUGUUUGAUGACCUGGAGUGUAAGAUGGAGAACGCAGGGAAGCAUCUCCUCCGCUCAGUGCUGCAGUUAAUGGAAAGUGGAGCUCUGGUCCUCACCACCAACUUUGACAACCUUUUAGAGAUCUAUGCUGCCCACCAAGGGACCAAGCUGGAGUCUCUGGAUCUCACAGAUGAGAAGAAGGUUCUGGAGUGGGCUCAGGAGAAGAGAAGGCUGAGUGUACUCCAUAUACAUGGUGUUUACACCAACCCCAGUGGUAUCGUACUGCAUCCUGCCGGUUACCAGAAUGUUUUGAGGAACACAGAAGUCAUGAGAGAGAUCCAGAAACUCUAUGAAACCAAGUCGUUCGUGUUUCUGGGUUGUGGGAGGACGGUGGACGACACCACCUUCCAGGCGCUCUUUCUCGAGGCGGUCAAACACAAGUCCGACCUUGAACAUUUCAUGCUGGUGCGGCGAGAGGAUGUGGGCGAGUUUAAAAAGCUUCGUGAUAACAUGCUGGAUAAGGGCAUUAAGGUCAUCUCAUAUGGCAAUGAAUACGCUGACCUGCCGGAGUACUUUGAGCGGCUGGCCAAUGAGAUUUGCAACCGGGACACGGAUCGGGACAUGAUGACCAAUGGCUGGGGAUCUCCAAUCUCACAGGGUGAAGACAGCCAAAAUGGCUUUACAACCCAGAAAAACCUCCUGCAAGCUUACCCCAUAUGCACUGUGGCUUCCACCUGUGAUGAAUUCAUCCGAUGCUUCCUGUUGUAACAAGAUCUUCCUCUCUCCCUGUCCAGACUACCACUCGUGACACAAGUGGCAGUCUGAGAGCUUUUCAUCAGCUUCACCAUACAGUUCAGUUGCCCCCCUCUGCUCAGGUCUGGUAUGACUAGAUCUUCACCCACAACAUACUCGGUUCUCCUCUUAAACUGAGCACUGUUACUUGUCAUUGGAAAGGCAUAAAGAAAAACACCACCAAGCAAACUGUGAACUCCCUCAACUCCAAAACAUGUUUGUGAAGCGUGAGGGAGCAUGUUGUGGAUUUAUUUCAUUUAUUUUAUUUCAUUAUGUUGUGUUAAGUGAUGUGUGGACCAAGAAUGAUUUGCAGGACCGGUCUGAAAUUAUGAUAUUUCAGUUAGAAAUGAAAAGUUAUCAUUUACUCACCCUCAUGUUCCAAACCUGUAUGGCUUUAAUUAGUGAAUAAUGGCUUAAAUUUCAGUCUGUCCCUCACACCAAGCUGGCUUCAGAAGACUUGCAAUAUAGUGCACAAGUCAUAUGGACUACAUUUAGGGUGAUAUUUAUUUAUUUUUUGGUCAGUUUUCUGGAGCUUGACAGCCCACUAUGUGCUUUCAUUGUAUGGAAAAGAGAAGCGUGAACUUAACUUAUUUUGUGUUCCACAGAAGAAAAAAAGUCAUACAGGUUUGGAACAACGUAAUUGAGCAAAUGAUAAGUGAAUUUUCAUUUUUGGCUGAACUACACUUUCAAAAUUAGGUAUCAAAUGUGGCUUGUCAGUUGCCGUCGCAAAAUGGUUUAAAAGGAGGGUCAUUUUUACUGCUCCGGUAAAUGCACCUGUAAUAACUAAAUGGUCAUUAUCUGUCCUCUAAGAAGGAAGAAAUGCAAUAAACAUGCCACGUAAGUGUGACUGAGAUGUGAAUCAAAAGUCAUGUGAUUUCUCAGCCUGUAGCUAAAAGCAUCUCGGCUUCCCUGAAUCUACUUGAAUUUGUCACGGCAAUGAGAAUGAUGAUAAAAAUGCCAUUAUUCCCCUCAAGCUGCCAGUUAGUGAAAGACACAAAUUUCAAUACAUGUUAUUGCACUUUGAGAGUUAUAUCCCAUUUAUAGACCUUGGUGUCUCAUGUGCUAAACAAAAUAUGUAAACAGUUGUUUAUACACUUUUUGUAUUUUACUACAGUAGUCCACUGAUGUCAUCUCUGUCCAGAAAUGUCUUUAAGGUAUUUAUAUGCUAUUUUAAAAUAAAACAUCUGUUUGAUACCA
Messenger RNA from Myxocyprinus asiaticus (Chinese sucker), 2706 nucleotides. Its product is annotated as protein FAM118B-like. Bases 355 to 1485 code for a protein of 376 amino acids. The transcript has 8 exons. NCBI's taxonomy places the organism in Eukaryota, Metazoa, Chordata, Actinopteri, Cypriniformes, Catostomidae. The record is from RefSeq and is a predicted model, not a curated record.